Betta splendens (Siamese fighting fish) is the source of this 1701-nucleotide messenger RNA. It is a transcript of the gene chordc1b, whose product is annotated as cysteine and histidine-rich domain (CHORD) containing 1b. Bases 138 to 1160 code for a protein of 340 amino acids. Lineage: Eukaryota; Metazoa; Chordata; Actinopteri; Anabantiformes; Osphronemidae. The transcript has 11 exons. The record is from RefSeq and is a predicted model, not a curated record.
GACCACACCCGGAAGUGUGCCGAGCGCAGUUACAGCGGUUGAGAACGGCGGCUGCGGCGGCUCUGCAUCUCUCACGCCAUCCUUUGAACUGUGGCUAUUAAGUCUGCUCUGCUGUUUCACCUGUUUUACCCGCUACCAUGUCCGUGUUGUGUUACAAUAAGGGCUGUGGACAAAGGUUUGAUCCAGAAAACAACCCAGACGAUGGCUGCACCUAUCAUCCGGGAAUCCCAGUAUUCCACGAUGCAUUGAAGGGAUGGUCCUGUUGCAAGAGAAGAACAACUGACUUUUCUGACUUCCUCAGCAUUGUUGGCUGUACAAAAGGUCCCCACAACAAAGAAAAGCCCCCUGAGCCGGUGAAACCAGAUGUGACGACCUCAGGAGAAAAGAAGGAGGCAGAUAACCAAAAAAAGUUCAAUGAGUACAUCAUCUCUGCACCCAAACCCCAGGAAGCGAUAAACAGACCAAGUGCUGAUGAACCAAUGGUGAGAAUGCAGCAUAAAGUGUCUGCUUCUCUGAAGCAGGCUCUAGAGAAGCUGAAGCUGUCUGAAAAUGUAGAAGAGACAAAAGAGGAAGAUAGUGACGAGAUCAAGAUUGGAACAUCCUGCAAAAAUGGAGGAUGUACUAAAAGUUUUGAAGGCCCCGUGAGCGACUCCGAUGUGUGCUCAUACCACUCUGGAGUUCCUAUCUUCCACGAAGGAAUGAAAUACUGGAGCUGCUGUAAAAGGAAAACAUCCGACUUUAACACCUUCCUGUCUCAGGAGGGCUGCACCAAGGGAACACAUCUAUGGAGGAAAAAAGAUGAGGGUAAGAAAGUGGUGCCAUGUCGGUUUGAUUGGCACCAGACUGGAUCACAGGUCAUCAUCUCUAUCUAUGCCAAAAACGCCCUUCCAGAAAUAAGUUACGUGGAUGCAAACAGCACCACACUCAACAUCCAUGUUGUAUUUGAGGGAGAGAAGGAGUUUGAGCAGAAAAUCAGCUUGUGGGGAGUGAUCGAUGUCAGUAGAAGUGUAGUGAACAUGAUGGCAGCCAAAAUUGAGGUAGCCAUGAAGAAGUCUGAGGCCAUGUCAUGGGCUCGUCUUGACCUUCCUCCUCCCGUUGCUCCGCCCAAGGAGAAGGAGUCUCAGAAGGAAGAGGCUGAUAGUGAGGACGAAGACGAAUGAUGAGGACUUUAAAAGAAACAUUAUAUUUAUCUUUAGCUGAAUUCAAGACUACACAGUCCAUUAUUUACCCCUUUAAAAGCCUCUUUCACUGUCAUGGAAAUUUGACCUCUACUCAACUUCUAUAAUCACAAGAGAAAUGCGUAGUUAUCAGCUUACUUGUCAGCUUUUGGACUUAUUCUAGGUAUUGAUAUUUUUUUACACCGGUUUUUCACUCAAGUAUUGAAUGGUUAUAUUAAGAAAACCUACUUUACAUAGACUUUCACUCAAGUUCAAAUAAGCUGAUGACACAGGUGUUAAUUGCACUGAAAUUGUCUUUAAGAAAAAAAACACAGUAAAAAGAAAGUCAGCGUGACCAUGCUUUAUUUCACAACCAUUAAGCCUUUCAUACAACUGCUCACUGUUGGGACCAGUUUGGUUUUAACAAUGUUUGCUAAAGGAUGAGUCUAUCUGUAAAUUUCCAUUUUUUUCAUCCGCACAUACUGUAUAUGAAAUUGUAAACUUUCAACUGCUUAUAUAUAUAAAAAAUAUAUAUUUAGAUAUA